UUAAGUAGGCUGUGGCAGAAAAAUUACUCCAGGAAGAUAUCCGAAUCAAUGCAUUAAAAACAAACGGAUGGUUUAGUCUGGCCAAUAGGCCGACAUUGUCCGAACUCCCAAUAGGAAAAAAGAAUAAUUAAAAUAAUAUAAGGGAAUGCUGUAAAUAAUAUAUAAAAUACUGUGGUCCUUUGCAAAGCGGGCAGGCCCCAAUCUCCCCAGGCAGCAAGAACAACGACGCUGCGUGCCCGAGCACCCGCUUCGCGCCCAGCUCGUGCCAUUCGAUUGUACCAACCCCGGAGCCUCGGACGGUUCUCAGCAGCUCCGCGUCCAUCCGAGCCGGGACCCAUGAGCGCCUGUCAGCGCUACUUGACGGGCUUCCCCUUCGUGGGGGAGUACACGAGCAUCGAGUUCCAGGAAGAGGUGCCCAUCUACCGCAUCUGCUCGCUGUGUGGCGCCGUGCCCUCGGAGCUCUUUCUCACCAAGUGCUCGCACUUCUUCUGCCCAAAGUGCUUCUCAAAGCUCAAGGACGAAGACGGGUUCACCUGUCCCGUGGACAACACCAAGAGCCUGCCGGACCAGGUCUACCAUGACACCACGUCCGCGAACAUCCUGCAGGGCUUCCGCGUGGCCUGCCCCAACAAGUCCAACGGCUGCGAAUACGUGGGGCCGCUAAACAACCUCAAGGAACACGUGAGCUCUUGCGGCUACCACGGCGUUCAGUGCGGCAUCUGCAUGAAGGAGCUGAAGCACCAGGACGUAGCGGCCCAUCUGAAGAUGGAGUGCCAGCGCAGCAUGCAGCCGCAGCAGGCUCCGCAGCAAGAGGCCGGAGAAGGCUCCGCCGUGGCAGUCUACCCAAGGGAGGACGGCGCCAUGUACACCGGAGCCGAAGCCUGUCAGAUCAGCGAAGUACGUGAGAAGCUGGACGACGUGUGUCGCGAGGUCAAGUCGCUCAAGGACAGUUUUGCAGAGUUCGACGUCAUCCGAAGCACGGUCAAUGCGGUCCAGGAUACGGUCAAGAUCGAGAUGAAAAAGAUGCGCGAGGAUUCUGCCAUCGCCAACAAGCGAAUUGUUACGAAGAUCGAGAAGAUCCAGAGCUAUCUGAAGGGAAGGAUCGACAGCAUCGAGGACCGCUUCCGCUCGAGCAAGUUCGUCUGGCACAUCAAGAACUUUUCCAAACUGAAGGAGCAGGUGAUGGAUGGGAAAGCCAAGUCCUUCUUCAGCGACGACUUCUACGUGGGCAUCCAGGGCUAUAAGAUGUACCUCGGCGGGCACUUCGCCGAGAAGGACGACAAGGGCAAGACGUGUCUCAGCGUGUACGUGUACAUCACCAAAGGGCCCUACGACCCCACGCUGGAAUGGCCGUACAAGAGGAGGAGCACCUUCGUCAUCGUUGACCAGAAGAGCAACACGUACCACAAGAUUGCUGAAAUUGUGCCCGAGGAGUUGGGCAUCGACCUGGAGCACUGCUUCCAGAGACCCAAGGAUGGCGAGAACGAAGGCAUCGGCUAUACGGCCAUCAUGAGUCUGGAGGACAUCGAGAACCCGGAGAACGGUUACGUAGUUCAUGACUCAUUUGUCAUCAACUUCAUCACCUGUGAGGUGUGAGCAAAUUUUCUGCAGACACCUAGUGCGAGUAACGGCGGGUCAAUUUAGAAGUAAGCUUUUAUUUGGCAUCGUUUUGUUUUUUCUGCCGCGAAGUACGUACGAUUUGAUCAUUCCUUUCUAGUUUUCUCUUUCAAAAAUUUCAACUGCUCUACUGUUUUCACUUUUUGACUCGUAAGUGUGAAGAGUUGUUCCUUUUGCG
This is a messenger RNA of Ixodes scapularis (black-legged tick), 1795 nucleotides long. Its product is annotated as TNF receptor-associated factor 6-like. Gene Ontology annotation, biological process: protein K63-linked ubiquitination; regulation of canonical NF-kappaB signal transduction; positive regulation of JNK cascade. Bases 337 to 1596 code for a protein of 419 amino acids. The transcript has a single exon. Lineage: Eukaryota; Metazoa; Arthropoda; Arachnida; Ixodida; Ixodidae. Gene Ontology annotation, cellular component: cytoplasmic side of plasma membrane; plasma membrane signaling receptor complex. The record is from RefSeq and is a predicted model, not a curated record. Gene Ontology annotation, molecular function: tumor necrosis factor receptor binding; metal ion binding; ubiquitin protein ligase binding.